AAAACAUUCCUUUAGAGAUAGGCCAUUUACAAGGCCUUCAAAGUCUUGAUCUUGGUUACAAUUUGCUAACAGGUAAGAUACCACUAUAGAUUGGUGAAUUACAAAGCCUAGAAACAUUGAAUCUCUCCCAUAAUGAGCUCACUGGUUCCAUUCCAUUAUCUUUUGAUAAUAUGUUAAGUUUGACAUCGGUGGAUGUAUCUUUCAAUCAGUUGGAGGGUCCUAUGACUAACAUGAAAGCUUUCCGAGAGGCUCCAUUUGAGGCGCUCAGAGGUGAUAAAGGUUUGUGUGGUAAUGCUACUGGUUUGAAGACUUGCUCGCCUAAAAUGAACAAUGAGAUUGGUAAAAAAAAGACAAACAAAGUUGUGUUACUAGCUGUCCUUACUUUUGGAUUUUUAUUGCUUUUGCUAAGGUUCUCGGAAUUUUUAUGGCUUUUCAUAAGAAAGUGAGGAACACAACAAAUGAACCACGACAAGUACAUAAUCAAAAUUUGUUUUCAAUUUGGAGCUAUGAUGGGAAAAUGGUGUAUGAAAACAUCAUUGAAGCGAUUGGGAACAUUAGUACCAAACAUUGUGCUGGGGAGGGAGGGUGUGGUACUGUUUAUAGAGCUGACCUUCCAAGUGGUCAGGUAGUUGCUGUGAAGAAACUUCACGAAUCACCCGAUGAUGACAUGACUAAUCUAAAAAGCUUCACGAGUGAGAUCUCUGUGUUCACAGAGAGUCGCCAUCAAAACAUCGUAAAACUUUAUGGUUAUUGUUCACACCCGAGGCACUUGUUUUUGGUUUAUGAGUUCUUGGAAGGGGGAAGCUUGGGAAAUAUAUUGAGCACAAAGGAUCAAGUAUUACAAUUUGAUUGGAUUAAGAGAGUGAAUGUUGUCAAAGGUGUGGCAAAUGCUAUGUCUUAUAUGCACCGCGAUUGUUCACCUCCAAUCAUCCAUCGAGACAUAUCAAGCAAGAAUGUUUUGCUUGAUUUAGAGUAUGUGGCUCACAUCUCAGAUUUUGGCACAGCUAGAUUUAUGAAGCCUGACUCAUCCAAUUGGACUUCAUUUGCAGGGACCUAUGGGUACGCUGCUCCUGAACUUGCUUAUACAAUGGAAGUGGAUGCGAGGUGCGAUGUUUAUAGUUUUGGGCUGCUCACACUGGAAUUGAUCACGGGGAAGCAUCUGGGUGAUCUAAUCUCCUCUUUGUCAUUGUCGUCAUCCUUCUCCUCACCAACAUUAACUGUGCAUGGGAUAUUAUUGAAGGAUGUGUUGGAUCAAUGUCUCUUACCUCCUAAGAAUCAAGUGGCAGACUAGCAUUUGCAUGUUUACAAGGCAAUCCAUUGUCUCGGCCAACCAUGAGACAAGUUGCCAUGAAGCUAUCAGAUGAUCAUGUAACCAUGAAGAUACCAGAUGAUCAAAAGUCCACCUUUGCAAAAUCAAUUUCAUAUGAUAACUUUAGGACAACUCUUUUGAUAUCACUUGCUUGACCUCUUAAGUAUUUGCCUUCUAUCCUUAGAAUGUAUGCUGUUCUUGUUUUUCAUUUUCGACAUAUUCUAGUCUAUUUUUCUGCUCUUUUUCACUACUAGCAGUUUCAGAAAGUUUAAAUAACUAAUUUAAAAAUAUCUGUAAAACAACCCAAUAGUUGCAAGCAUUUUAAAUGAAUGGGUCCAAUAAAAAAUUCCUACUUCUCUAUCUUUAAUUCAUUCAACAUUUGAGUGGCUCAGAUGAUUUAAAAAUUUAUAAGCUAUAAAUUCCACAUCAGCCUUUUUCUACUCAUUCUGUAUUCAAAACUUGCUUAAUCUAUCUCUUAGCAAUUUGUGUGCUAAUUUAUUUAUUUAUUUUUUGCAGAGUAAUUUGGAGAUUCCUGUACAAAGUGGUGUUGUACAAUGCUUCAAAGAAAUAGAAAUUCACAAGGGUGAAGUUUGGACACCAAGGAAAAGUUAGAAGUGUGUCAUUGAAACCAGAGCAUAAGAUGACAUGUCGAUUUAGCAACUUGUUUGCUAACUUUUGUGAACAAAUAAGAAGAAAUUGAAAAGAAAAAUGAACAGCACAGAUUUAGAUUAGGAUUUUUUGAGUAAUAAUCUUACAAUGGUGGUUUAAACCUCAAAAGAUAAUCAUUAUUGUAAAAUUAUUGUACUAAAUAUUAUUUCAGAUAAUCAUAAUUAUACAGAUUUAUAUGAUUGGGUAUAAAUGGAUUUCUUUUAAUGGACGAAAAUCAUUAUUAUACAAAUUUCCGAGGGAUCCAUCGAUCUUCCCAAAACUUAAUUGAAUACC
Molecule: messenger RNA, 2251 nt
Organism: Camellia sinensis
Lineage: Eukaryota; Viridiplantae; Streptophyta; Magnoliopsida; Ericales; Theaceae
Source: RefSeq, a predicted model, not a curated record